This is a messenger RNA of Notodromas monacha, 2628 nucleotides long. The record is from the annotation of a GenBank genome assembly. Lineage: Eukaryota; Metazoa; Arthropoda; Ostracoda; Podocopida; Cyprididae.
GUUUCGCGGAUCAGAUUUCGGGAUGAGUUACACGAACUGUUUGCUACCGGCCAUUUGGACGGUCGACUUGCGGGAUUUCCCCCCGGAGUUGAUAAUGAUCUUCAAGAGCGUUUCCUAUUGCAGGUUGAUAUCAACAAGAGGCUGUCGCUGCCGGCUGACCUACGGCUGCCCGAUUCUUUCAUCAGCAAGGAGAGCCUUAGCCCCGUGUUGGACGGACCGCUGACGAGAGCCACGCGACGUCAAUCGCUGUCUGAAAUCGGAUUUGGUCGCAUGGAAACCUACACGAAGCUCGAUAAGCUGGGAGAAGGAACGUAUGCGACAGUGUUCAAAGGAAAAUCGAGAUUGACGGAUGACCUGGUUGCUUUGAAAGAGAUCAGACUCGAGCACGAGGAAGGUGCGCCGUGCACAGCGAUCCGCGAGGUUUCCCUGCUGAAAGAUUUGAAGCACGCCAACAUAGUCACUCUACAUGACAUAGUUCACACGGAUCAAAUAUUGACGUUAGUUUUUGAAUACCUGGAGAAAGACCUGAAGCAAUACAUGGAUGACUGCGGUAACAUACUGAGUAUGAAUAACGUAAAGAUAUUCCUUUUCCAACUUUUGCGAGGCCUGGAGUAUUGCCAUAGGCGGAGGGUGCUUCAUCGUGAUUUGAAACCUCAGAAUCUUCUGUUGAACGAGCGGGGAGAACUCAAGGUGCUGGCGGAUUUCGGGCUCGCACGAGCGAAGUCUGUGCCGACGAAAACCUAUUCGAACGAAGUAGUCACGCUGUGGUACAGGCCACCUGAUGUUCUGCUUGGCUCAACGGAGUACUCAACGCCGAUUGACAUGUGGGGUGUUGGUUGCAUCUUCUUUGAAAUGGGUGCUGGACGCCCGCUGUUCCCUGGAUCGACGAUCGAGGAUGAGCUGUCAUUGAUAUUCAAGACGCUUGGCACCCCAUCGGAAGAUACAUGGCCAGGGAUCUCGACGAACUCAGACUUCUUGGCGUACGACUUCUCGAGUCACAAGCCGGAGCUCUUGAUCGACCGCGCGCCGAGGUUGGACGGAGAUGCGCUCGAUUUGUUGAAUAAAUUUCUCGUGUAUGAAGCGAAGAAAAGGAUCUCAGCCGCCAGUGCCAUGAAGCAUCCAUACUUCCGAUCAUUGGGGCCCAACAUUCACAAGUUACCCGACACGACGUCGAUAUUCACGCUGCCAAACAUACAGCUCAGCAAAGAUCCUGGCCUCGCCGCUGGUCGCAACCGAAGGCAAUCCAUGCUUUUAUGACAACAGAAGAGGGAGGCCUUACCGAGCCUCUUUGAACUUCCAGAGCGUCUCCUGCUAGACCGGAAGAUCUAAUCGUCAAAUCAUCUCCAGGAAUCCUGCGUCUCCGUCUGAGCCGUCCGAGGUGUUGAGUGAGGGAAGAGAUUGAAUUCUGAUCCUGGAAUUCCCCCGCUGUACCACCUUUUUUUCUUUUUAUAUCACGAAGUUUUUGUCGAAGUGACCUAUACUGUACUUUCAGACUAAUCGGUCAUUUUAAUUUUGAUUUUGUUCCGAAAACUGAAAAGUUAAUUCUGGAAAUCAUUUGACGUUCUGACGACGUUCAAUUCCGUUUUUGCGCUGCAUUUCGAAGAAAGUCCGAGAGAUUUGUGAAGUUAAGCGUCUAGGAAGGCCGCGUGAUGAUGCUUUCAGUCGUAAUCGAUUCUUGUUUAAUGCUUUUAUUUGAAGGUGCUGCUCUUUUUCUUUCUUUCUUUGUAUCCUUCGGGCGUGCGCCAAUUUCUCCCUCGCUGUGCAUUGUUUCGGUUGGAUCAAACGCUUGGUGUGUGCGAUUUCUCCGAUUUGGAAAUGUGGGCACCAGCGGUUGUCAAAUGCUUUCAUUGCGUGUUUGGAUCGCAUUUUGAUUCCCGAUCCUGGAAACGGUUGUCGACAAAUUUUGUUGUUUUUUCGUUGUGUACGAUUUAUUGAGCUUCUCCAGACGAUAUUUUGAAGCGGAUGUCAUGGUUGCUGUUGUCUUCAUUGUUCCCUUUCACGACAAACGCUCUUCGUAGCGUGGCACAUGAUCCCCAUUUUUCUCGGCGCGUGUCUUACAUUCCAUGCCCAUGAUGAAGCGUUUCGAAAAGUUUUUUGCGGGUUUAAGGAAGAUCAGGAAUCGCACUGGAAUUUCGUCUAGGAAGGUAUCUUAGACUUUGAGUGUCGAACAUCUACGAGCAAUUAUUUCGUACCUUCACUUCAGAGAGUGUAUUCUAUUUGUUGUACCGGUAGUUUCUGAGGAAGAGAAAAGUGUUUAUUCUUCUCGAAAGCAUCCCAGUAAAAAUUUCGUGUGGACGGUCGUUGUUGCGGAAGUCAGAAUGGAGUUCAUGGAUGUGCUCCCUGGAUCGUGUGUAACCUAGUCUCUUGGUCGAACCAGCGCAAGAAUCUUCUUGAUUUUUUUUCUGACGAUUUUGCGAGUGGAUCGCAGAGCUGGUUUUGAGGAAAGAGUUGAUUUUCUGCUUGGAGUCGUUCGGAAAUGAUUGAUUUGUGACAUUUUGGUCGCAGGGAUGGUUCGCGCGCCUUGACGUCGGCUUAUGAUCGGCAUUGUCUGCAUGUUCCUUUGCCGUGGGCGCGCUAUGUUCUGUUAACCUCCAAAAUGUGUAUAAAGUAUGAAAGGAAGUCGUCGUA